Messenger RNA from Hibiscus syriacus, 2802 nucleotides. RefSeq names its product aminopeptidase M1-like. Gene Ontology annotation, biological process: proteolysis; peptide catabolic process. Lineage: Eukaryota; Viridiplantae; Streptophyta; Magnoliopsida; Malvales; Malvaceae. The record is from RefSeq and is a predicted model, not a curated record. Gene Ontology annotation, cellular component: cytoplasm. The coding region runs from base 1 to 2682 and encodes 893 amino acids. Gene Ontology annotation, molecular function: zinc ion binding; metalloaminopeptidase activity; peptide binding. The transcript has 17 exons.
AUGAAUCUGUUGAAGAAGUGCUCUUCUUGCUUGGGAAAAAAGGAGAGCCCCUCAAGCUCAACUUCUCAUGAUCAGCCUCGUCUCCGCCGAUUCACCGUCCCGAAAAGCUAUGAUAUUAAACUGAAACCCGACCUCUCCGCCUGCAGAUUCGGAGGCAAUGUCUCUAUCGAAGUCGAUAUCGUCGCCGAUACUAGUUCCAUCGUCCUCAAUGCUGCUAACCUCUCCAUUGACUCUUCUUCAGUCUCCUUCUCCCAUCCCAACUCUAAGAAGGUAUUCGGGACACCAAAAGUAGAGGUGGUCGAAGCAGAUGAGAUUUUGGUGUUGGAAUUCGCCGAUACACUUCCCACGGGAAUGGGAGUUUUAACUAUUGGAUUUGAGGGUGUCUUAAAUGACAAAAUGAAGGGAUUCUAUCGAAGUACUUAUGAUCACAACAGUGAGAAGAUGAACAUGGCAGUCACACAAUUCGAGCCAGCUUAUGCAAGGCAAUGCUUUCCAUGUUGGGAUGAACCAGCUUUCAAGGCAAAGUUCAAGAUCACAUUGCUGGAUAUUCCGUCUGAACUAGUGGCCCUGUCAAACAUGCCGGUGGAGGAAGAACUGAAUAAUGGGAAUCUGAAAACGGUUUAUUAUCGAGAAUCGCCUGUGAUGUCGUCGUAUUUGGUCGCGGUCGUUAUCGGUUUGUUCGAUUGCAUCGAGGAUAGUACGUCGGAUGGGAUCAAAGUUCGAGUGUACUCUCAGGUUGGGAAGGCAAACCAAGGGAAAUUCGCUCUUAAUGUUGCUUUGCAGACACUUGGUUUUUAUGCAGAUUAUUUUCAUAUGCCCUAUUCUCUUCCUAAACUGGAUAUGGUUGCAAUCCCUGAUUUUGCUGCUGGGGCAAUGGAGAACUAUGGCUUAGUUACAUAUCGAGAGACGGCGUUGCUCCUCGAUGAUCAUCAUUCUGCCGCUGCCAACAGGCAGAGGGUAGCGACAGUGGUGGCCCAUGAACUGGCGCACCAGUGGUUUGGAAAUCUUGUAACAAUGGAAUGGUGGACGGACCUGUGGCUGAAUGAGGGUUUUGCAACCUGGAUGAGUUACUUGGCAAAAGAUAAGUUGUUCCCUGAAUGGAAAAUAUGGACACAAUUCUUUGUUCAUGAAACCAGUGAAGGUCUUAGUUUGGAUGGACUUGAAGAGUCUCACCCGAUCGAGGUGGAGGUAAGACAUGCCUCUGAAAUCGAUGAAAUAUUCGACACGAUAAGCUAUCGAAAAGGUGCAUCGAUCCUCCAGAUGCUUAAAGGCUAUGUUGGAGGUUCAUGCUUUCAGAACUCACUUGCUACAUAUAUAAAGAGACAUGAAUGGUCAAAUGCAAGGACAGGUGAUCUGUGGGCUGUUCUUAAGGAAGUAUGUAAUGAACCAGUGGACAGGAUAAUGGAUUCAUGGACAAAACAGAAAGGGUAUCCAGUUUUGUCUGUAAGAUUGAAAAACCAGACAUUGGAAAUCAAGCAGUCACAAUUCUUGUAUAACGAUUCCGAUGGUCGUGGUCUGUGGACUAUCCCAAUCACAUAUUGCUGUGGCAAUUAUGAUAACUCGAAAAGUUUCUUGAUGGAGAAGAAAUCCGAAACUCACAAUAUUAAGGAUUUCGUUUCCGACAUUAAUGAUCCAGCACGUUCUUGGAUAAAGCUCAAUGUCGAACAGGUCGGCUUCUUCAGGGUGAAAUAUGACGAUUGCCUGGCGGCUAAACUUCAAUAUGCAAUUGAAAACAAAUGCUUAUCAGUAACAGACAGACUCGGCAUUCUGGAUGAUUCGUUUGCGCUUUGUAUGGCACGUCAGAUGUCCUUAACUUCCUUGCUUACCUUCAUGGCUGCGUACAAGGAGGAACUCGACCAUUCUGUGCUGUCUAACUUGAUCAAGAUAUCCGAUAAGGUCAUAAGGAUUGUUGCAGAUGCAAGACCCGAACUAAUGAAUUACAUCAAACAGUUUUUUAUCAGCCCUUUCCUGCAUUCAGCUCAGAACCUCGGUUGGGACCCUAAACAAGGCGAGAGUCACCUGGAUGCGAUGUCGAGAGGAGACGUUCUCACCGCACUCACCAAGCUCGGUCACGAGGAGACGAUAAACGAAGCGAUUUCGCGAUUUAACGCUUUCUUGGAGGAUCGAAACAGUCCUCUCCUCCAUCCCGACAUAAGAAAGGCUGCAUAUGUAGCUGUAAUGCAGAAAGUCACCUCAUCAGACAAAGCAGGCUUUGAAUCUCUGAAGAUAAUUUACAAAGAAACUGAUCUAAGCCAAGAAAAAAUCAGGGUUUUAGGUUCAUUGGCAUCUUGUCCUGAUGAGGGCAUGGUACAUGAGGCUUUGAACUUUGCAUUGUCGUCCGAGGUUCGCAAACAAGAUGCAGUUUUUGCACUUGAUAUUAGUAAAGAAGGACGUGAAGUUGCUUGGAGAUGGCUCAUGGAUAAGUGGGAUGACAUUUGGACAACAUACGGCUCUGGGUAUCUAUUAACUAGUUUCAUCGGCUCAAUCGUGUCCCCGUUUGCUUCGACCGAGAAAGUGAAGGAAAUAGGGAAGUUCUUUGCAAACAGGACAAAGGCUGCCAUUGGAAGAACGUUGAAACAGAGCAUCGAGCAGGUCCAGGUCAAUGCCAAGUGGGCUCAGAGCAUUGAGAAGGACAAAGAUCUGGCCAAUGCGGUCAAGAAGUUGGCUAUCAACAAACCCUAGAAAUUGCUUAAUAUAUUCUUUCGUUUUCCUUCUCUAGUUUGGCUUGUUUGAGUGAGUUUUUAGUGUUUGAUUUGUGGGUUCAUUGGGAUUGAUUGAUCUUGUGGUGUGGUUGCAUUUCAA